AUGUUUCCCUCAAUAAGGUCAUACCUGAGCGAUUUAAUUAAACCCAAAUUCAUCUAUACUUCUGACAUACCCAAGAAAAUCAGGCAAUUGACCCGAUAUAACCAUUAUGUGAAUGAUUCCCUCCAAUUCAACAUUAAUAUCGAGUUGAAUUCGUUGUUUUUGCGAAAUCCUCAUCUAAAGCCAAUUGAUUUGGUAAAGGACAAUCUCGUAUCUUUGGCAAAGGUAAACAAAAACAAUGGUUUAACUUUAGCUAAUAUUAUCACGAGGACCUACCCGACAAAAAUCACCCCAUGCACUUUGGAUGAAAUAUUUAUUGUCAAUGUGGUGCUCAGUGUACUUGACUAUGAAGUAACACCACAGGGACUACAAUUGGACUUGGCGAAGGAUGAAAACUACGGGUUAUUGUUGUGUGGGAAUUUCCUCGACGAGGUUACACUAUAUAUAAACAAUUGCUUUAUGAGUGAGUUGAACACUCAACAAAGUUUUGCUCAACCGGAGAUUCACACAAAUGACAGCACUUUGGACAAUAGCGAAGAAGAAAACACCAUGGACAAGACUAUAACGUUUACGGAUUUGUCCGACCUUGAUAGAUAUGAUACGUUACACGAACACCACAGCAGUCUUAGUACAAUACCUGCUGCAACUUCCCCUCAUGAAAGCUCAAGUGUGGAAUUCAUACGAAAUCUAAAUAACUUACGACACAAUGAAGAUAUAAGUGAUAUUAGCAGUUCCAGCGACAGCAACGAAUAUAUUGCUGACGAAUCUAUGAAUAAAGACAGUUUACAAAAUCUACUUGAAGUUGAAUGUGAAAAUGAAAGUGAUAUCGAGUCACCACGCAAAUUACAAUCACCGGUAAAGUUGAUCCCCAUAUCGGAAUACGAUGUUAACUAUGAUUUAACUGUACAACCAUCAUCAUUAUCGGCCAUGUCUUCACCAACAAAGUAUAGUGGCAGUAGCGACAACAGACAUAUAUCCAACAAACCUUCAUUUUCCAUGAUUACCAAUCUGGACGAUCCCUCCUUAGAAUAUGCAUUUAGAUCAACUGAUGUUCCUCGGUAUAUCAAGGAAGACAAGAAAUUCAAAUUUAUCAAAGUUGGUAAGGUUCAAAAAUAUGUUCAUUUAUUUGAGGAAAAAAUUGAAAGUGUAAGUCCGUCUGCUAGCACACCAGCCAGUCGAAUUGUCAGCCGACGAGCAAGCCAGUUGAAUAUAAACAAUAAGUCUUUGUAA
Molecule: messenger RNA, 1227 nt
Organism: Spathaspora passalidarum NRRL Y-27907
Lineage: Eukaryota; Fungi; Ascomycota; Pichiomycetes; Serinales; Debaryomycetaceae
Gene: CTA9
Product: Cta9p
Exons: 1
Coding region: 1-1227 (408 amino acids)
Source: RefSeq, a predicted model, not a curated record